AUGAACUUUGACCCGACUUCAAGGUACAUUUUGGUCAUAGCUGUUACCCAGAGCACUUGGAUGAAGGUAUUCUUCAUGGUUAUAUAUUUAACGGAAAAUGGGUAUGUCCAUGUGGAUAAUAAGACUUUCCAGACCAGCAACGGCAUCAGCUCCUCCAACACUGGCACUCCUGGAUCUGAGGGCCAGAGCAACAUGCAGGGAUCCUACAGCUUCCUCCUUCCCGACGGCACCCUCGCCGAAGUCAGCUUCGUGGCCGACGAGAACGGCUUCCAGCCCUCGUCCGACCUCCUGCCCGUCGCCCCGCCGCUGCCCGACCACGUGCAUGAACUGCUCCGCAUCGCUGAGGAACAGCGGGCGAGCGGAGUUCAGUUUUAGGAUUCUUGACAUGACAACGAGCUCUUCUUUGAUAUUAUUGUAAAUAAACCUACAAACCAAUGCAAUAAAAAAAUGUGCAUGUACAUAAUGCGCUAAUCACAUUACCAA
Messenger RNA from Penaeus chinensis, 483 nucleotides. RefSeq names its product cuticle protein AM1159-like. The record is from RefSeq and is a predicted model, not a curated record. NCBI's taxonomy places the organism in Eukaryota, Metazoa, Arthropoda, Malacostraca, Decapoda, Penaeidae. Gene Ontology annotation, cellular component: chitin-based extracellular matrix. The transcript has 3 exons. Gene Ontology annotation, molecular function: structural constituent of chitin-based larval cuticle. The coding region runs from base 1 to 375 and encodes 124 amino acids.